Molecule: messenger RNA, 335 nt
Organism: Racocetra persica
Lineage: Eukaryota; Fungi; Glomeromycota; Glomeromycetes; Diversisporales; Gigasporaceae
Source: the annotation of a GenBank genome assembly
AUGUUCCCUCUACAUCUUACAUAUCUUCAAUAUGUGCAUCUCCAGAGUUUGCAACGUAUCAAACGGAUAAUAAGGAUUUACAGCCUCGGAUUAUAAUUCAUAUGCUUGGUGAUGGUGUUUUGGAAAACAAGAAUUAUCAAACAUGGAUGAAAAAAUUUGGUCCAAAUACUGAACAAUAUUGUUCACAAAGAAUAAUAUUCAAUAGCAUUGCGGAAAGUCAAUUAAAAUUGUCCAUGAUUGAUGAGGACCGAUUCCGUGUACCUUAUUAUUCCAAUCAACCCGAAAAACUAUUAGAUUCAAUAUUAAUUUUAUUUUUCAAAUGCGUAAAUAUCUAA